Mercenaria mercenaria is the source of this 3799-nucleotide messenger RNA. RefSeq names its product probable lysosomal cobalamin transporter. The record is from RefSeq and is a predicted model, not a curated record. Gene Ontology annotation, cellular component: vacuolar membrane. Gene Ontology annotation, biological process: protein localization to vacuole. NCBI's taxonomy places the organism in Eukaryota, Metazoa, Mollusca, Bivalvia, Venerida, Veneridae. The coding region runs from base 99 to 1691 and encodes 530 amino acids. The transcript has 15 exons.
UUAUCCGGCUGUCUCAUGCGUCUGAAGAUCCAGAUAAUAACAACUUGUCAGAUGACAUGAAAAUUUAGCAUAUUUAUUAAAAAACAAAUACAGUGAAUAUGACAGCUUCAAUACAUUCAGUGUUAGCAGCAGGAUGGAUCCCGUUUGUCAUAGUUAUUGUGCUUGUACUCAUAUUUUCAAGUAUUUAUAUAAAAUACUACACAAGCAAACGAGACAGUGAAUGUUCAACAACAUUAUGUGCUAUCCUUGCAUUGAGUGUAACCUUGAUGACAACUGCAUUGAUCCCAGUUGAUGUUUUCCUGGUGUCAUUUAUGAAGAGUUCAGAUGGAACUUUUAGUGAGUGGGCCAAAGACAACGAGACCCGCCAUUCUGUGGAACAGUCAGUUUUGGUUGGUUAUUACACAAUGUAUGGUCUGAUAACAUUUUGCAUGUUUCUCUUGCUGCCAUUCAUGUACUUCUUCUAUGAAGAGAGAGAAGAUGAUGUCACAUGUAAAUCUAGAUGUUGUGGUGCCUUAAAAUACUCGGUUGUAUUUUUGAUUGUGAUAUUUGUCCUUCUGUUGAUUGGAGCACUUGUACAUACAAAGAAGAUACCAAUGAAGAAUCAGAACUCCACUGACUGGGAGAAACUGGAGGCACUGUUCGACAUGGAAAGUAACUGGAUAGAGAACAGCCUUUCAUUCGUGAUCAGUAUACUUAGUCUGAUUGGGAUGUUGGCACUCUUCACUUACACUGCAUAUGGGAUGGCAAUUUUACCCAUAGAUCUCAUACGAGGUAGCAGAAAUGUGCGAGGUGAGAAAAUGGAUGUACAGAGUAGAAGAUCAGACAACAGAGAGAGGAUUCAAGCCAUCAAAAAUAAGUACUCUGGUGGACGAAGUAUGUCAAGUCGUGAUGCUAGUCGAGUUUCAGACCUGGAGGAGUCAGAAGCACUAAUGGAGAGACAGGAGCGCCACCUGGAGGCUCGGGACACCUGCUGUCAGAAAUGUUGGCUGAUUUUUCGGCCGUUUGCCAUUGUGUUUGGUAUCUUGCUAAUAUUGGUGGCAGUCUUGGUGUUUCUGUCACUGCUUCUAACCAAUAUUGACAAGACAAUGCACAGCCUGGGACCUAAACUUGGAUAUGCCUUGCCUAAAGCUACACUACCUAACCCUGUUGAUAUAGUGCUUGUCUACUGUCAGAAGGUGUUCCCGCUGGACUACAUACUGUUUGCCGCCCUGGUACUCUACCUGGUGAUAAGUUCUAUGGCAGGAAUCAGGAAUAUUGGAAUCUGGUUCUUCUGUCUAAGGAUGUACAAGAUACGACCACGGCGCACACGUCCCCAGGGCAUUCUGAUGAUGUGUAUGAUACUGAUGUUCAUACAGCUCGGAAUCAACAUUAUACUGUAUGAAUUAACCCCUCAAUACUCGUCCUACGGCAGUCAACAUUUUAAGGUAUCAAACAGUACACAAGUAGAGGAGUGCAGUACAAAUCAAGGAGAAGAUGAGUGUGUGAUUACAAGGAUGUCACUGUUACUGACCAGAUUUUUCUACAAGAUGUGGUUCUUCGGAGCUGCCUACUACUGGUGUACCUGGUCUUUCCUCUUGUUUAUCCUGAUUGGUUUUCUUGUUGCUGUCUGUAAGAAAUCAAAGUCAGCGAUAGAUGGGGAGGUGGAGUCUGAUGACUUUGACGACAGUGAUGAGGAACUUAUUCAAGGAUAAGUGAAUAAAACAAAAACAUGUGAAACACAAAGAAAAAUGGUUGAUGUAAUUUGAACAAAGAAUGCUUUUUUUCCACAAAUGUGUUAUAUCAUGUACAGAGUGAUAAGUGUUGAUAGUUGAUUGAAAGAUUUAAUUAUUGGUAUACAUGCAACAGAAGAAAGAUGACACAUUUAAGUCUGGGUCAGAUGAUAAUGCAUUUUAUUACGUUUUUAAAUUUGAAUGACAUAUGUAGUGCACUGAAACAAAAUAAUCAUCAGUGUUUUGUAUAUCAAUAAGAAAAUAAAACACCAUCGGCAUGAAAUUAUCUUAAUUGGCAAACAAGCCAGCUGCCAGCUUGAACCACAAGUUUUAUGUAAGUGUAGUAUUGAAACAUGAAUGUUUUGUCUUUGUUAGUAUUAUAAAUAACUUACUAUGCAUAGGAAUAACAGAAAAUAUAUUAACUACUGAUUAGUUGUACUAUUUACCCAGAAAAUAUUUUUGCAGAUUGCAUUAAAAACAUUGUGUUGAUUUUUUCUACUUUAUUAUUGCUGCAUUGUUUUGUUUGAACAUUCUGUGUAUGCUGUACCAUGGCAGAGCUUUGUGAUAAAUUAUUUGUGCAAUGUUUGUCAUGGAAUUUGAUUUGUGAUGACAACAUUAUACAGGUUAUCUCCAUAUAUAUUGAUCUACUUAUACAAUAACUAGAUAACAGGAUUUCUGACAUUUUCAGGACUUAGUUGUUUAAAACUUUACUAAGGUGAUCAAGCUGUUGAUUAACUUUUAGGCUUGUAUUUCAACAUUUUAUAAAACUUUGUUAAACAAAUGUAUGUGUUUAGAACUAUGAACAAUAAAAAGUCUUUACAGUAAAAUCAAAACAUCAAACUAAUGUUUCCCACCAAAACUAAUAUUUUGAAUCAGUUAGUUUAACAGCCCGUUAAAAUUUCAAACAACUUGGAAAGAUGUUUAUUGUGUCUAUUCUGUAAGUGCUACACUGUACAUGUAUUUUUGAUGCAGAUCAUCUGUUGGCAUGUUUCGGCAUUAAAGGUGGAUAAUCAGAUUUUGGCCAUGUAACGGAUUUGUUCGAAACUUUAGCAUCUGAUCAUUUACACUCAUUUAUGUUCACUUAACACUUAAUACAAAUUAGAUUUUCACUGGAGGUAUUUUUAAAAUUUCAUUUUCCUAUCCUGGUUGCCCAACCAAGAUAGAGUUAUUUUAUCAUAAGUAUAAAUUUGAUAAACAUACUUUGCCUAAGGAAAUGUAUAAAUAUUAGACAUAUUGUAAUAUAUUUGUAAAAUAUUUGCAUUAAAACUUAUGUAUUUAGAUGGAAUUCAUUAGAAACGCAAGUUUGAAAAAUUAUUAUUACCUCCCUUUGCCUAUCUUGGUUGCGCAACCAAGAUAGAUUGGAAAUAAAUGAAUUUAGAAGCUACACACAGCUUUAAAACUUGCAUUUUGGUUCAGAUUGUUCAAUAGUUGAUAUGAUUAUCAAAUGCAAAUGUAAAACUAGACAUUGUAUCGAAAUAAAAAGAAAUACCCAGCUUUUUAUAUACUUUCAUAUUAAAGGGGAGUAAUUACAAAAUUUUAUAAAAAUAAUAAAAUAUACAUUUCAAAUAGGAAUCUAACUCUAUGUAAUCGGUCUUUUUGUUCCUUAAAUAAUUCUCUACCAGAAUAUACAAAAAGUAAAAAAUGUCAUUAAAUGUUGAUUAAAUGUGAUUGACCACCUUUAAAGAGUGACAGGAACAGACACUUUUAAAUUAGCAGAAUUUCUGACCAAAUAUCAAAAGAAUUUGUCACAUUCCUUGAAGACAGAUAUCCAAAACUCUUAUGUGUGAAACAUAUUGUAAAGAAAGGCUUGUAGUUUCUGAUUCAUUACUGGAUAAAAAUAUUUUUAUUAUGUAAUCAUUUAUUUAAUACUAAAGUACAUUCUCUGUUAUAUAUAUCUUGUUUGAAAUGUGCUUUAUCAAGUGGACUUGCGUUAUAUUUAUAUGCCUUAUUGGUUGUAACAUGUAUACAGAAAUUUGUGAAAGUGCUGUAACAUGUAACUGUUGUUGUUUUUUUCCAUGCACUGUGUGACAGUAAUUAGUCUAUAAUUUUUCAUUAUUGUACUGCUUUCAUAUUAAAGUUUUAAAACUAGA